Messenger RNA from Notechis scutatus (mainland tiger snake), 675 nucleotides. Lineage: Eukaryota; Metazoa; Chordata; Lepidosauria; Squamata; Elapidae. The record is from RefSeq and is a predicted model, not a curated record.
CAGACCUUCGCGCCCCGCAGCGUCCUCCCCAACCGGCAGCUGGCGCGGGUGGCUGAAGUGGCCAGGGGAUGCGGAGGCCCUGGGGGCGAGGAAGGGGGGAGCUUCUGCCCGAAGCACCGGGAGCCCCUCAAGCUCUUUUGUAAGGACCACGAGACCCUCAUCUGCUGGGUCUGCGACCGAUCCAAAGAGCACAAGGGCCACUCGGUGAUCCCUGCGGAGGAGGCUGUCCAGGAAUACCAGAUCAAGGUGGAGGAUUGUCUGAAGGCUCAGAAGGAGCAGAAAGAAAAAAUAGCUACUUACAAAAGAGACACAGAGCAAAGAGUGCAGGAGAUGCUUGAUCACAUUGAAAAAGUCAAAAAAAAUAUAGUGGCUGAAUUCAGAGAACUACAACUCUGGUUGGAAGGACAGGAGAAGCUUCUGCUGGCUAGAAUGGAAGAGACGGAGGAGGCUAUUAUGGCAAGAAAGGAGAAGGGUUUGGCCAAGCACAUGGAGGAUCUGAGCUCUCUUGACCAUCUCAUCCAGGAGAUAGAAGAGAAGCUUCAGCAGCCAACCAGCCAACUCUUACAGGUCAGGACAGGAAGUGGAGAUCAUAGAAUCCUUGGGCUGGAAGGGACCUUGGAGGUCUGCUAGUCCAAUCCUCUGCCCAAGGCAGGAGUCCUUAUUCCAUCUUGAAAA